AUGACUUCACUUGCUUCAACAAACCGCUACAUCCUCCUUCCUCCAUUGUGGCUCUUACGAUUCAUCUACCUGGAAGAUUACCAACAAUCUGCUUCCUCUUUUGUGUCAUUCACGACAUCCAUCUGGAAGAUUGCCUUGAAGUCUCGCAUCCCCUCCCCUCCUCCCUUCGAUUACCGGUCAAAGUGGUGUGGAGGCACAAGCCACUGGUUAAAAGCUCAGGAUGAAGAAGCAUCGAGCAUUUGCGGUGUGGAGGCACAAGCCGCUGGUGAAACUGCUAAGGGUGAAGAAGCACCAAGCAUGCGGUGGGGAGGCACAAGCCGCUGGUCAAGGAGCUCAGGGUGA
Penicillium daleae is the source of this 342-nucleotide messenger RNA. RefSeq lists its product as uncharacterized. Bases 1 to 342 code for a protein of 113 amino acids. The record is from RefSeq and is a predicted model, not a curated record. The transcript has 2 exons. NCBI's taxonomy places the organism in Eukaryota, Fungi, Ascomycota, Eurotiomycetes, Eurotiales, Aspergillaceae.